This is a messenger RNA of Papilio machaon (common yellow swallowtail), 913 nucleotides long. RefSeq names its product calphotin-like. The coding region runs from base 48 to 734 and encodes 228 amino acids. The record is from RefSeq and is a predicted model, not a curated record. The transcript has 4 exons. NCBI's taxonomy places the organism in Eukaryota, Metazoa, Arthropoda, Insecta, Lepidoptera, Papilionidae.
GUAAUAUAAAAUACUCGGUGUUUGGUUUUUAGAAAAAAACAACAAAGAUGAAAUUCUUCGCCGUAUUUGCCGCCGUGUUGGCUCUGGCCGCUGGGUCUCCGCAUACGUGGUCGCUGCAAGAGCUGUCCGAAGCUCUGCAGAACCCGCACACCAACCCCGAGUACAUCCCAUACCUGGAACAUGCACUCAACCAGAUCAUGGAAGACCUGCACGCCGGCAAGCCUGUUACUCCUGUGGCUGUAAUCAUGCCAACAGCUACCCAAUGGACUUUGGAGGAGUUGUCCAGCGCUCUUCAGAGCCCGGCCACCAACCCAGCCAUGGUGCCCUACCUUGAAGACGCCCUCAACGCCAUGAUGGAUGCUCUCUUCAAUGGACAACAAAUCGAGACCAUGCCAGUCGUCAUCCCCGUGGAGUUGGCGCCUGCACAGGCCGGUGGAUCCAUCGUUACUGCCCCAGUGAUCGCUACUCCAGUUCUCCCCACUCCUGUCCUGCCUGAAAUCGUUGCGCCUGCCCCAGUUCUCCCUAGUCCUGAGGUGCCUGCCCCCGAGGCCCCUGCUGCAGCUCCCACCUCAAGCCCUCUGGUACAAAUCAUCGUCAACAUCAACCAACAAGACCAGGUUGCGGCCAGCCCUGUAGCCCCUGAAAUCGCCCCCACCCCCGUCAUGGUUGUGGAUGAGGCUGAAAACAUCAGCGUUAACCCCGUUGAUGUGAUCGCCAUUCAACCCCCCAUGUAAAGUAGAGAUAACCUUCACCCAUACAAAGCUAGCCCACUAAAGAAUGAGACCUCUAUUGCAAAAUAGUAUUAUAUAAAAAUAAGACGAAUUUAUACUUAUGUAAUUUCCAUUAAAUUAUCUUGAUUUCUAAUACACUGUAAAUAUAUGACAGCCUGAAAAUAAAUUAGUUUAUGAUAUUA